GACUCACAUUCUGUUCUCCUGUCAGCCCCCACCCUGUCCAGUUUCGUCAGGAGUCGAGGAGAUGGGAAUCUUGUCGCUCAUCACCGGCAAGCCGGGCGCCAGCGGGUUCGGGUCCGCCUCCACUGCCGAGCAGGUCACCGACGGCGUCGACGCCUCUGCCCUCACCGUCGUCGUCACAGGCGCAUCUAGUGGUAUUGGCCUAGAGACCGCGAGAGUCUUUGCCCUAAGAGGAGCCCAUGUCAUCAUCGCUGCGAGAAACACAGGGGCUGCAUCAGAGGCAAAGAAAUGCAUCAUAGAGUCGAACCCAACAGCUCAUCUCGAUGUUCUUAAUCUUGACCUUAGCUCGGUCAAGUCGGUCAGGGCCUUCGUGGACCAGUUCAACUCAAUGAAUCUUCCUCUAAACAUCUUGAUAAACAAUGCAGGUGUCAUGCUCUGUCCUUUCCAACUGUCUGAAGAUAAUGUUGAGAUGCAGUUUGCCACCAAUCAUCUCGGUCACUUCCUGCUUACCAACCUUCUUCUUGAUAAUAUGAAAGCUACUGCAAAGUCCACGGGUAUUGAGGGUCGCAUUGUGAACUUGUCAUCAAUUGCCCACCACCAUACAUCCCCAAAGGGGAUCCAGUUUGAUGAACUCAAUGACAAGAAAAGAUACAAUGAUAAAAUGGCCUAUGGACAGUCUAAGCUUGCAAACAUAUUGCAUGCCAAAGAGCUAUCUAGGCGGCUCAGGGAGGAAGGAGCUAACAUCACAGUUAAUUCUGUUCAUCCUGGAUUGAUCAUGACCAAUUUAAUGAGGCACUCAUUGGCUAUGAUGAAGGCUAUUCGAGUCCUCACCUACAUGAUAUGGAAGACUGCACCCCAGGGAGCAGCAACUACAUGCUAUGUAGGGCUCGACCCUCAGCUGAAGGGGGUGACAGGCAAAUACUUUGCUGACUGUAACGAAGAGAAGACGAGCAAACUAGCCAAGAGUGACGCGUUGGCGAAGCAGCUCUGGGAAUUCAGCGAAGAGCUCAUUAGAUCUGCCUAGUGAGUAGUGAGAGCCGGAAGCGAAGCAGAUGUAUUGAAGAUGUUCGCCUUUGGGCUUUUCGUUGUACUACACCCUCCUACUCAUCUCUUCUAGAUUCCUCGUGUAAUGGUCAUGAUCCCCCUGAUUCUCCCUCCCCCCUCUCACCGGUUCUCUCUGUCUUCUAAAACCUUGUAAUGGAUCAUGUUCCUCACCUUGGGCGCUGUUUUAUAUGAUG
This is a messenger RNA of Lolium perenne, 1235 nucleotides long. RefSeq names its product short-chain dehydrogenase TIC 32 B, chloroplastic-like. The record is from RefSeq and is a predicted model, not a curated record. NCBI's taxonomy places the organism in Eukaryota, Viridiplantae, Streptophyta, Magnoliopsida, Poales, Poaceae.